AUGAUCAGAAUUUUCUUAAUCACAAGUUUAACUUGUGUCCUCGCGUUACCAAGUAUUCAAGAAGAUGUAAUAGAACCUUCAGUAGAUAAAACUAUAAAAGUGAAAAAAAAUUGUGAUCAAGGAAUCUUUAACCCUACGUGUUUCAAAAUUGGAGUUAUCAAGUUGAUAGAAAGGCUUAAUAAAAAUAAAGAACUAACUCUCUUACCUGGGGUAACCCUUGUCAAAGAUCGUGAAGAUGGAAAAACUGAGACUGUUGCUGCCGAAUUGGCUAGAUCUCUUCCGUCAGAACCCGAAGAGAGACUUGAUAAAUUUCUCUUGUACCUUCUGGAGUCGUUUCUGGAUACUCAUUCAGUGAAAUUACGAUUGCUGGAUGACACAAGUGCAGCGGAAGCUAGGAGUGAUGUAAAUGGAGCUAGGAAGCGCAUGGGAGGAAAGAAAAGCAACUUAGGACCUAUCAUUGCUAUGGCUGCAAUGUUGAAAGGUGAGUAA
Messenger RNA from Hyposmocoma kahamanoa, 489 nucleotides. RefSeq lists its product as uncharacterized. Bases 1 to 489 code for a protein of 162 amino acids. The record is from RefSeq and is a predicted model, not a curated record. NCBI's taxonomy places the organism in Eukaryota, Metazoa, Arthropoda, Insecta, Lepidoptera, Cosmopterigidae. The transcript has a single exon.